Messenger RNA from Fonsecaea multimorphosa CBS 102226, 1542 nucleotides. RefSeq lists its product as uncharacterized. NCBI's taxonomy places the organism in Eukaryota, Fungi, Ascomycota, Eurotiomycetes, Chaetothyriales, Herpotrichiellaceae. The transcript has 3 exons. The record is from RefSeq and is a predicted model, not a curated record. The coding region runs from base 1 to 1542 and encodes 513 amino acids.
AUGCCCGACAUGGCGCGUUACGAUCCCUUCUCACCUACUUUCGACCAUCCUCUACUAAAUUCCAGCCCGGACUACAGUUCGCGGAAUGGCUCGUUGGGAUCCAGUCGUCCUAUAGGCGACAUGAGCGCCGUCACAAACCAAAUAUCUUUUCGUGAAAGAAAUAAACGGCUACGAGGCCUUGAAGAGGAGAGAAACCGAAUGAUCGAGGAACUAUUGUACCAGCUUGAAAGUACUCAGAUCCAACUGGACCGACUGCAGCUUGAGAACAGCAGAGAAGCCCAAUAUAACAGAGAGGGUCAUCUGCGAGAAGCCACUCUUCAUGAACAACUGAUUCAGGUCAAGGCAAUUAUGGACCGAAAUCCUUUCAUUACGGUCCUCCUCGAUGGCGAUAAUAUGAUUUUCACAAAGGAGUUAUUGUCAAAAGGCGAAAAAGGUGGUCAAGAGGCGGCAAAUAUGAUUUUCGAUGCCGCCACGGCCUUUGCUGCAGAGCAUCUCCACCAUCUCGACGCCCCCAAGAUCCUCACGCGAAUUUAUGCCAAUGUUAAAUCGUUGUCUGAAACCUUGACCAAACUGAAAAUCAUCGAACGCCCGUCGUUGUUCGACGACUUCGUGCGCGGCUUGAACAGCACUCAACUGUCCUUUGACUUUGUCGACGCCGGAACCCGACCAGACAGCACCAAAGAAAAGGUCUUGGACCAAUUCAGGACCAGUCUCUAUGAUUGUCAUUGCCAUCAAGUCAUUCUUGGAUGUUCUAGUGACGGCCGUUACGCGAAACUGCUUGAAGAUACGAUAAAAGAUACCACCGUCCUGAGUCAUAUCACCUUACUGGAAGGCGUACCAUUUGAGAAGGAGAUUGCGACUUUGAAGGACAAUUUCAAGACCGCAAAAUUUGACAAUGUGUUCCGUGUCACAAAACUGGCCACUGCAUCGGCGAUGCCCAAAGGGCCACUACAAGCCGUUACGGCAACCCUGCCCGCCCUUUCGCGUGUCGAGUCAAAUGGCACAAACGGGUCGGCGUCAAGUUCAAGCACACCGGCUCUGACUUGGGCCUCGUUGACCGCACAGCCCUCGGCUCCGGCCUCAAAAGCGCCCAGCACCACGCGGACGUCGACGCCAACCUCAAUGAAAAGUCCGGAGGCUGUGGUUGCAAAGCCAGUGAUCAAGACGAUUGAGAGAAACCGGCAUGGUCAACGCAUCGAUAAAGUCGACUCCUCCAUCCCCAACCACGAAAUCCAGCGGAUCAAGAAACUCAAGCUCUGCAACAUUUUCUACCUCCAGGGCACAUCGUAUUGCACAACUAACAAUUGUUCUCACUCGCACACUUAUCCUCUUUCAAAAGGCGAGCGCAACGUGCUGCGAGAAGUGGCCCGCAUGACUCCUUGUUAUUACAAACUGGAUUGCACGGAUCCCGAGUGCAUCUACGGGCACCGGUGUCCCCAGAAUAAGCCAGAUGAGUCAGGCUGCUGGUAUGGCGAGGACUGUCGGUUCUUUGGCUGGGGGCACGGGAUUGAUACCAGAGUGGUUAAGACGACCAAAGUUUGA